Molecule: messenger RNA, 1326 nt
Organism: Chaetomium fimeti
Lineage: Eukaryota; Fungi; Ascomycota; Sordariomycetes; Sordariales; Chaetomiaceae
Exons: 4
Coding region: 1-1206 (401 amino acids)
Source: RefSeq, a predicted model, not a curated record
AUGACACUGAGCAUAUCCGAGUACCCCACGGACGACUCCGACGACCAGGGUAAUGGGGGACUACCGAACAGCAGAGAUGGAGAAGCAGGGCCCUCGACAGGCGUCAGGCCCCCAAGCCGUCCGGAAGCCGAAGAGGAACGUCAACAGCCUCCCGAAGAGGUUCAGUCGUCGGGCUCGGACGAUGACGACGGAAUCGUACCUUGGGAGUACGUUACCGGCGAAAGCAGAGCGUGGAUUCUCUCCGUCGAGGGCAGCUAUGGCUCCGACUUCCGAUGGUGCCGGAUGCAGCCGCCCUCGCAAGAGUCGCACUGCCAGGCCAUGUGCCACUCCUCGCCGUUCAAGAAAGGCAUAUUCUACGACCCGGCCGGCCCCCCCCUGCGGCCGACCUAUCUCGGCCACACCCCCACCUCCACCGUCGUCGUGUCCGGCAACCCGGAGUGGUUCGCCCUGCCCUUCUUCCACCGCCACGGCCGCUCCUUCUUCCACCUGAUCGAGCCGCACUGCCCCUUCGACCCGCGGGGCCUAGUCUCCAACCACCACCACCACCACCGCGAGGUCCGAAACACACCACAGCACCACUCCGACACGCUAAACGCCCUGGUGGCAGCCAUGAUCUACCUCUGCGGGCAGGUGCGGCUCGGCGACCGGCAGUGCGUGCGGUGCCGGCGGCGGCGCAUCACGACGACGAUUCCGGGCGAGGCGAUCCCGGUGUGCGCGACCGCGGGGCGGUAUUUCCACGGCGUGUGCGCCAACUGCCUGGCCGCGGGCGGCACGCUCGCCGAGAUGCUGGACCGCUGCAGCGUGUCCGGCCGGCUGAGCCCCGAGGAAUACCGGCGGCUGAGUCGGGGGCUGGGCGAGCCGGGCUGGGUGGGGCGCUCGCCGUUUAUUGGGGACGAUGCUGGUGAUCUGGCGUUUGCGAGGAAUCUGUUGUGGAGGAAAGCGCUGCCUCCUCCUGCGCCUCGCAGAAGUCCGGGGACGGCAGCAGGCGGUAGUAGCAGCAGCCAGAACGCCACGGCGGUGGGGGGCCGGGAGAAUGUCAUUGCCAGUAGCCUGAACCCGGAAGCAGCCAGGAGACCGAACGUUGCCAUGGAUCGCAACCGGGAUACGGCAACAACCAGCAGCCCGAGCAUGACAGUAUCAGAAUAUGGCAGCAGCCAGCAGCCCAACGGCAGCAGCCAGGAACAUGGGUACAGCAACAACCAGUAACCGAAACACUGCAGAGGCCGUCAGUCAGAACACGGCAACGCCUGGUAACCGAACCACGGCAAGAGCCAGCAGGUCAAGCGAGACGGGACAGCGUGAAUGGCGUUAAUCAACAAGCGAGAU